AUGAAGCGGCAUCAACCAUUCGAAUUUAUAAUGCAUGAUCCAUCUAAUAAAACUAAGCGUAGAGUCACACAGUCCAAUUCUUCAAACAGACAUGGCGUUACUUCCCAAACGGAUCUUCCAAAUUCAGAAAUAAAUAAUUUUGGCUCCCAGAUUAUGGACAGUGAAAAUGCAAACGAUAUUAAUGCCGACGGAGAUAAUGCAAACGACGUUGAUGUCGACAGUACUAUCGAUACUGGUGGGAACCAUAAUAACACUCUACCAGAAUUUAAACGAUCAAAAAACUGGCAGCGCGAAGAAACAUUAACUCUAAUUGGGAUAAUGAAGUCUUAUUAUAAAAGCCUUAAUACAGCAAAGUCACCUGUGCAGAAGGGAAAGGUUUGGCAAUCCAUAUGUGAUGAGUUUAGCACUAUUUGUCCGGAUACGUGGAGAAGUGAUAAGGCUAUUCGCAAGAGGUGGGAUAAACUAUUAGAGGAUUAUAAGAGAGUACAGGAUAAUAAUCGUAAGACGGGGGCGGAGCGUAUGGAAUUUGAGUAUGAAGAAGAAAUUCGUGACGUAGUAAUCGAUGAUCCAGUAUUUAAUGAAGUGUAUGAUUCUGAGAAUAGGAGAGAUAUGAUUGAGAGGCGAGUGCGACGAAGAGAGACGAGAAAUGAUGGCAUCGAAUUAAUUAGAGAGUUACACGAAGAGAAUCGUGAAGAGAAUCGGGUCUAUCGUGACAG
Messenger RNA from Paraglomus occultum, 716 nucleotides. Lineage: Eukaryota; Fungi; Glomeromycota; Glomeromycetes; Paraglomerales; Paraglomeraceae. The record is from the annotation of a GenBank genome assembly.